AUGAAUUUUUCCAAGCAUUUUGAUACUGCUACAUCUGUGGACACCAGUAGAAAGAUGCCUUCCUCUGUAAGCCAAAACUUGAUCUCAGGUCGGAGUUAUGGAUACAUCCCACCCAAUCCAGCAGUUUGCCCUGAUCCAUGGAGCAUUAAAGCACCUGACUUCACCCCAAAAUUGUACAGAUCUAUAGGUUUGCCGCAAAUCAAGGGACAAAAUAUUCAGCUUGUUAAAUCUAAAGAUAACCUGGAAGAUAAACCCAUCUUUAAGGAAAAGAUCAAUAAAUUGUCUACUUCAAUGUUUCCUGAACUUGAACAAAAAAGAUGUAAAACAAAGCCAUUUAUCACAUGCUACAAGCCCCCGGACUCACUAGAAUCAAAGUUGUGUUUUGUGAGAGCAGGGAAGUAUCCUCUGGGGCCAUAUAAAGAUCCAAAGCCUCAUAACUUUAGACCUUGUGCUGAAGGAAAGCCAGAUAUAAUCACUACUUUGGAAAAGGAUCCUGGGGGUUUGAUCUUUAAAUCUCAGUACCUAAUAAGAACAGUGACAGAAGGCCAACAUGAACUGAACAUUUCUCACAGAGAAAAAAUGAGCAGAAUGGACACUUUCAGACCUGCUGAUCUUAAAUGGGACCCAAGGCUGAUUCUACCAAAGGUGCCAUGGCCACCAAAAUCUGCAUCUUAUACAAGACAUCGACGCAGAAGAGGUGCAUAUAGUGCCUUAAUGGACAGAAUUGAGGAAAAGCUGAACAACUCCAGGAGAAAAUAA
Paramisgurnus dabryanus is the source of this 759-nucleotide messenger RNA. RefSeq names its product chromosome 8 C7orf78 homolog (gene c8h7orf78). The record is from RefSeq and is a predicted model, not a curated record. NCBI's taxonomy places the organism in Eukaryota, Metazoa, Chordata, Actinopteri, Cypriniformes, Cobitidae.